Cyprinus carpio (common carp) is the source of this 1118-nucleotide messenger RNA. RefSeq names its product AP-3 complex subunit sigma-1-like. The record is from RefSeq and is a predicted model, not a curated record. Lineage: Eukaryota; Metazoa; Chordata; Actinopteri; Cypriniformes; Cyprinidae. Gene Ontology annotation, biological process: Golgi to vacuole transport; intracellular protein transport. Gene Ontology annotation, cellular component: AP-3 adaptor complex; intracellular membrane-bounded organelle; membrane coat.
AAUCUGACGCGCUUGUUGACAGGUUCCGGCGCGCGCUCUUCCGCUGUGCUGUGUCAGAUUGCGAUUAUUAGCUAUUAGUUAUUGAUUAUUGGAAUAUCAGUCUGUAAAAUUGACGCCAGCGGUGAACAUGAUAAAAGCCAUUCUGAUCUUUAAUAAUCAUGGCAAACCACGACUGUCAAAAUUCUACGAGCAUUACACCGAAGACACAGAGCAGCAGAUCAUCAGAGAAACCUUUCAUCUGGUGUCCAAACGAGACGAGAACAUCUGCAACUUCCUGGAGGGAGGACUGUUAAUCGGCGGCUCGGAGAACAAGCUGAUCUACAGACACUACGCCACGCUGUACUUCGUGUUCUGCGUGGAUUCGUCCGAGAGCGAGCUGGGCAUUCUGGAUCUGAUCCAGGUGUUCGUGGAGACGCUGGACAAGUGCUUCGAGAACGUGUGUGAGCUGGACCUGAUCUUUCACAUGGAUAAGGUGCACAACAUCCUGGCGGAGAUGGUGAUGGGGGGCAUGGUGCUGGAGACCAACAUGAGCGAGAUCAUCACGCAGGCGGAGGCACACAACAAGAUGGAGAAGUCUGAGGCUGGGAUCGCAGGGGCUCCGGCGCGUGCCGUGUCGGCCGUCAAGAACAUGAACCUCCCAGAGAUGCCCAAGAACAUCAACAUCGGGGACAUCAGCAUCAAAGUGCCAAACCUGCCGUCUUUCAAAUAGUGAACACUGCACGUCUCUGAAACUGUGUUUACCAGAAUCACACAGAUCUUGUGUUGCAUCACAGACGAUGGAAGCACUGUGUGAUGCUGUCAGUGAAGUAUUUGAUUCUUCUGUCCUCUCUGUGUCUCGCUGCUGUGUUGGAGGUCACGCAUGUGCGUGUGCACAUGUAUAUGUGUGUGUGUGUGUGUGUAGUGCUCUCAACAUCACAUCUAACAAACAUUCCAGUAUGGAAAUAUCUCGAUGACGCUGUAUAUACCUAAAUUAUAAGAGUGUAUGUAUGUAUUCAAAGAAUAUUUAUAUAUGAUUUGUCUUCUCUUUUCUCAUGCUGGUAGUUUUGCUUUGGUUUUUAAGCAGUGCUUCCAUUUCCUUUUGCAACAAAAUAAAGUAUCAGAUUAUUUUUUCUUCUCUA